AUGCGCUUGCUGCGCUGCGAUACGCUAGCAUUCGAGACGUUCGAGGGCGACAACGUCCCACGAUAUGCAAUACUGUCACACACCUGGGGCGAUAAGGAAAUCUUGUUUGACAACGUAUGCCAGAGGACUUUAACAGGAUCCAACAAAGUCACUUCGGGCAGGGAUCAAGCUGUUGCCGAUGGGUUGAAAUACUUUUGGGUGGACACCUGCUGCAUAGACAAGUCCAACAGCGCAGAGUUGUCCGAGGCUAUCAAUUCGAUGUUUCUGUGGUAUAAGAACGCAGCCGUUUGUUAUAUCUAUCUUUCAGAUGUUUCGGUGGUGGAUCGAAUUGACCCUUUCGGAGUGUCGAGAAAAUUUGGGAGCAGUCGUUGGUGGAAGCGCGGAUGGACCCUACAGGAACUCAUAGCACCGUCAAACGCUAUCUUCUUUACGAAAGAGUGGGUGCCCAUUGGAACAAAGGAUUCGCUCAGAGGCCGUGUCCGUCGAAUAACCCAGAUCCCAGCAAGAGCUCUCAAAGGUGAGAACUUGAAUGCAUUCUCUGUGGCUCAGAAAAUGUCUUGGGCUUCGAAAAGGGAGACAACCAGAGUCGAAGACAUGUCAUACUCCCUGCUAGGUCUUUUCGGCGUCAACAUGCCACUCAUUUACGGUGAGCGGAAAAACGCAUUCCUUCGCCUUCAGGAAGAGAUCAUGAAGAGCACCGACGAUCAGUCCUUGUUCGCGUGGAUGGAAGAAGCGUCUCAUCCUGAAGGGUAUUCCGGUCUACUUGCCGGCUCCCCCCACAGUUUUGCAAACUCUGGCCGUAUAAAGUCCUUUGGAGCGUGGGCACAGAGCGAUGCUUUUGCUGUGACGAACAAAGGAUUAAGGGUAGAGCUAUUCCUUAUCCCAUUCGAUGAAGGGGAUAUCACAUACUAUGCCUCCCUAGAUUGCUGUUUUGACGGCGAGCGUGCCGACUUGAGUCCCGUGAUCCUUCUGAAAUGCGUGUCGGGCAGAGAAGGGAUUUGGACCAACACCCCGAAAACGCAAUUCGCCAGAAUCCGAAGCGCUCGUAUGGACAAACUGUCUGCCGAGGAAAAACGCCGGGGCAGAUAUAGAACCAUUUACGUGAGACAGAAUCCCGCUGCUGCUCUAGUAGGCCCAGCAAGUUCGGCGCCACCUGGUCGCUGCUUCCGCAUGAUCAGGCAUCAUCCAAAGAAUCUGCCCACCGACCCCGUCCGCGUCUUUCCUCUCGUCCACUGGAAUCUGCAGACUAAACUGUUUCAACCAUCCAUACAAGACGGGAAGUGCGGGGCUGCGCAAUUCGACCUGUCUGGAGAGAAAGUUACUGCGAUCUUUGGACUUCAUGACGCGGAUUCGCCGUGGGUGCAUAUCUUGCCGUCGAUCUCGAACCCGGAGAUCGAUAAGGAAUGGCUGGGGUAUAAGACGACUGGAAAGGAGACUGCUAAGUGCAGGGAAAGGUUCACUGUCAAUUUGAAGAGGAUUGCUCUCAAGGCAGAGGUCGUCGAGCGCUACAAAGCAAUCGAAAACCCACAACCACAACAUGAUCUGAAAAACGCUCGGCCCGACAUUCGCUUUCCUGCAAUCGUCCAAGUACCCGUAGAGGUUGCGGAAAAAGGCUUCGUCCCGCUCCCGCUCCAUCGGAUCCAGACCCGUGGACAGUACGAGCGGCUCGGUGGAAGAGGGGUUGGAGAAGGUGUGGUAGACGCCCGGCUCGACGGUGGCGGUGCUGCCGGCUGCGAAGUCGACGGUGCGGCCGUCGAGAUUGGCGCGGAAGGUGCCGCUGUGGAUGUGGAAGGUCUCGGUUUGGUAGCGGUGCCAGUGGUAGGGGGCGCGUGGAUUGUUGGGCCCGCGCGCACUGUGGUUGUGCUGCAGACUUUGGAGUUGGAGGAGGCGGAGGCGGAGGCGGGGUGGAAGUCGAUUUUUGUGGCGCCGUUCUCGGUGGUGAUGGUGGAGAGGUGGGAUUGGCGGGUACGUGGGGGUGGGGAGGUGAGGAAGGAGAGCAUGGUUGUUGGUUGGACUUAUGAUCUUGGGUGUGAAGUGGAUUCGAGUAUUGGUUUAAGUAUUGGCGAUGACGGCGUUGAGACGUCUGAGUCAGAUCCGGUUGAUUUGGGAGCAAGGCGGGGUGAUGCUGGGUGGUAG
This is a messenger RNA of Bacidia gigantensis, 2136 nucleotides long. RefSeq lists its product as uncharacterized. The transcript is spliced from 2 exons. Bases 1 to 2136 code for a protein of 711 amino acids. The record is from RefSeq and is a predicted model, not a curated record. NCBI's taxonomy places the organism in Eukaryota, Fungi, Ascomycota, Lecanoromycetes, Lecanorales, Ramalinaceae.